AUGAAAACAAUUAAAGUAGGUGAGGACGAGGAAUGGGGAAACGAGAGCGAGGCGAUGCCUGGAGAACCUCGUACGCCGAGCUCGGGAGGGGAGAAAGCGGCUUCCAGUGGAGAAGCGUCGCCUGCUUCAGGGAGUUCACCUGCAGCCUCUCCGCCACGAUUACGUCUCAAUGCAAGCCUUGCGACAGACCCAGCCCUAGCGCCGCAAGCUACACCCUUAAAACGUGAACCACCUUCCCCGUCACCACCUCCAGCGCCAAAUUUACAAGCAAGAGAAUACCUUGCACUGACUGCGGCCGCUUUUCCUGCUCUUAUUCCAGCAAAUACUCCACCGAUCUAUAUGUGCAAACCAUGUGGUAUUCGAUAUUCUUCACUCAGCACGCUGCAAGCACAUCAAGAGCAUUACUGCUCGAAUAGGCGGCCGAAACCACCAGACAGCGUGGAGACACCCAACGACGCAGCAGCUGACGAAUCUAGCAGUGAUGCGAAAACUCCGCGUCCACCUGGAAAACAGUACGCCUGUACCUAUUGUUCUUACAGCGCUGAUAAGAAAGUAAGCUUGAACCGACAUAUGCGAAUGCAUUCGUCUUCACCUGUAAAUAGUGGAACCCCUGCGCCACCCCCGACCUCAAACGGGGAAGUGAGUGAAAGCCCACCAGCACCGGAUCGGUACUGUGCUGAUUGUGAUAUUCGCUUUAGUUCUAUUAAAACGUAUCGUGCCCAUAAAGCUCACUACUGUAGCACAAGACAGGUUGUUAAACAAGUCUUAGCCGCGGCAAGAGGAGGCUCAGUGACAUCAGGGUCGGCUCCGCCUUCUCCCGGAGCCACACCACCUGCACAAAACCAAUAUGCACUCGCGUUACCAACAAAUCCAAUUCUUAUAGUGCCGUAUUCGCUCUUGAGAAGCGCUAGCACACUGCCAGGUGCGACUCUGCCAGAUCCAGACACACCGUGUUUCCUGUUACCAAAUGGAACUUUCCAACCACUAAGUCGAGCAUUACCAAAUAUUAACGCAGAUGGGAAAGAUUCGGAAGUAUUGAAAUCAGCUAAUCGUCCACGCGAGCCGUCUCGAGACGGUGCAGCACCUCUCGACCUUAGUGUUAGACGAUCGCCUGAAUCUGUAACAGCGGACGACCAAGAGAAAGAAAACAGAAUACGGUCAACUACGCCUGAGCAAAUCGUUUGUGCACCAUCAUUACCUGGAUCACCAGAAACUCCUUCCCCUUCCCGACGUUCUUCUUCACCUAGUGGAGAAAGUUCGCCAAAAAGACGGCGUCGUAAUUCUAGAGGCCCAACUCCAAAACCACCAAGUAUACCAUCGCCACAAGAAGAUAAAUUAACUUCAGUAGUCCCGCCCGCAAUUCUACCACCGGCGUUAGCAUUACGACUUGCUUCAGAACUUCCAGUAACGCCCGCAUCUCCUCAAGUCUUAGUUAAACAGGGUGUCUCGAAGUGUAAAGAAUGCAACAUUGUCUUCUGCAAAUAUGAGAACUAUCGGAUUCAUAAGCGACAUUACUGUUCUGCUGGCGGUUGUGACGAGCGAGUGAGCCCUGCUCCUCCUGAGCCUGGACCACCGCCACAAUACCGCCAACUGAUUUGCUUGGCUUGCGGAAUACAUUUCAGUUCCCUCGACAACUUGACCACACAUCAAUCUUAUUACUGCACGAAGAGAGAAACUAGAUCGCCUCGAAGCUUGCCCGAAGUAACUCGGCCUGCUUCGGGGCCUGAAGGUGGAUGGAAGUGUCCAUGUUGCGAGGUGAUAUCACCCACAGCGGUAGCGGCGCAGCGGCAUAUGGAAGCUCACGCCGGAGUCAAGGCAUUCCGUUGCACUAUUUGCCGGUACAGGGGCAAUACUCUACGCGGGAUGCGCACGCAUAUACGAAUGCACUUUCGUGAGAAGCCCUCUGAUCUACAGGAGGAGAGUUUCAUUUCUUGCGUACUCGAGGAGGACAAUCGCGAGACGACCUCACCGAGCCCGGCUACUGCCGGUGACCGAAUCCACCGCUGCAGCAGUUGCGCCUACACAUCCACGUAUCGAGGCAACGUAGUGAGGCACGCGCGUUUAGUCCACUCCACUGAAGAGCCUGAGCCCGAAGAACAGACGUCUCCAAUCCCCGCUGCUGACAUAAAAAAAGAACCGGAUGCUGAAAUGGAAGAAACCCCUAAUUAUUGUAAAUCCUGCGAUAUAUCGUUUAAAUAUGUCAAUACUUAUAAAGCUCACAAACAGUUCUACUGUACCGCUGCUAAUCAAGACGCUACAGCUAAUAAUAAUGUACCCGCGCCCCCGCCACCACGAGUUAAUGACACGCCUGUACUAUAA
This is a messenger RNA of Parnassius apollo (apollo), 2319 nucleotides long. The record is from the annotation of a GenBank genome assembly. Lineage: Eukaryota; Metazoa; Arthropoda; Insecta; Lepidoptera; Papilionidae.